ACUGGGCGCUGGGCACUUCCAUUCCCCAUCAUGGCUGAGCCGCCGGGCGGUAACGGCGCCGUUUCUCCUCCGGCUAGUUUGCCUCGAGAGGUCCGUGAGCAGCUGGCCGAGCUCGAGCUGGAGCUCUCGGAAGGGGACAUUACCCAGAAGGGAUAUGAGAAGAAAAGGGCAAAGCUGUUGGCUCCAUAUUUUCCACAGACCCAAGGAGUUGAUCCAGGUUUGCAAAAAGAACCCCGGAAUCAGACGUCUGCUUCAUCUGCAACUCCAUCCUCAUCCAAGUAUCACCGGGGACGUUCUGGGGGAGCCAGAGAUGAACGCUAUCGAUCCGAUAUCCACACAGAAGCAGUGCAAGCAGCCUUGGCAAAGCACAAAGAACAGAAGAUGGCUCUACCAAUGCCAACAAAAAGACGGUCCACGUUUGUACAGUCCCCAGCUGAUGCCUGCACCCCUCCAGACACGUCUUCUGCAUCCGAAGAUGAAGGGUCGCUCAGGCGCCAGGCUGCUCUAUCUGCUGCAUUGCAUCAGAGCUUACAGAAUGCUGAGUCAUGGAUCAACCGAUCUAUUCAGGGGUCAUCCACAUCUUCAUCAGCAUCUUCUACACUAUCCCAUGGAGAAGGCAAAGGGACCAGUGGGUCACUAGCUGAUGUAUUUGCCAGUACUCGAAUAGAAAAUUUCUCAGUCCCCCCGGAUGUUACUGCAACUACCUCCACACCCGCUUCCUCUGUACGCCCAUCUGCUAUUGACCUUCCUCCAUCGGGAAUAGUGAAGGGCAUGCACAAAGCAUCUAACCGGUCCAGCCUUAUGGACACAGCUGAUGGUGUCCCUGUAAGUAGCAGAGUCUCCACGAAAAUUCAACAGCUGCUCAAUACUCUGAAACGGCCCAAGCGACCACCUCUGAAGGAGUUCUUUGUGGAUGAUUUUGAAGAAAUUGUAGAAGUUCCGCAGCCAGACCCACAUCAGCCGAAACCAGAGGGACGUCAGAUGACACCUGUGAAGGGAGAGCCCCUUGGAGUUGUUUGCAAUUGGCCUCCUGCUUUGGAAGCAGCUCUGCAGCGCUGGGGGACGACGCAGGCCAAAUGCCCUUGUUUGACAGCUCUGGAUGUUACUGGGAAACCUGUCUACACCCUGACAUAUGGCAAGCUGUGGAGCAGAAGCCUAAAGUUGGCCUACACACUGCUGAAUAAACUGGGCACCAAAAAUGAGCCUGUGUUGAAACCUGGAGACAGAGUAGCCCUUGUUUACCCCAACAAUGACCCUGUCAUGUUCAUGGUGGCAUUCUAUGGCUGUUUGCUGGCAGAAGUCAUCCCAGUGCCGAUAGAGGUACCUCUAACCCGAAAGGAUGCUGGUGGCCAGCAGAUAGGGUUUCUACUGGGCAGCUGUGGCAUUGCUUUGGCUCUCACUACUGAGGUUUGCCUGAAGGGCCUUCCCAAAACACAGAAUGGAGAAAUUGUGCAGUUCAAAGGUUGGCCUAGGCUGAAGUGGGUUGUAACAGACUCCAAGUACCUCUCCAAGUCUCCAAAGGACUGGCAGCCCAACAUUUCAAACGCAGGGACUGAGCCAGCUUACAUUGAGUACAAGACCAGCAAGGAGGGGAGUGUGAUGGGUGUUACUGUUUCCCGAAUUUCCAUGCUUUCUCAUUGCCAGGCUUUGUCCCAGGCCUGCAACUAUUCUGAAGGUGAAACCAUUGUGAAUGUCCUAGAUUUCAAGAAGGAUGCAGGCUUGUGGCACAGCAUGCUAACUAGUGUAAUGAACAAGCUGCACACAAUCAGCGUGCCCUACUCUGUGAUGAAAACCUGUCCUCUUUCUUGGGUACAAAGGGUUCACACUCACAAAGCUAAGGUAGCAUUGGUAAAGUGUCGAGAUUUGCACUGGGCCAUGAUGGCUCACCGGGACCAAAGAGAUGUCAGCUUAAGUUCCCUGCGGAUGCUGAUUGUAACUGAUGGUGCUAAUCCUUGGUCUGUGUCAUCCUGUGAUGCUUUCCUGAGUUUAUUUCAGAGCCAGGGGCUUAAACCAGAGGCAAUAUGUCCCUGCGCUACGUCUCCUGAAGCAAUGACAGUGGCAAUUAGGAGGCCUGGUGUCCCUGGGGCACCCUUGCCUGGAAGAGCCAUAUUAUCGAUGAAUGGGUUGAGUUAUGGUGUGAUCCGUGUGAACACAGAAGAUAAGAACUCUGCCCUCACUGUACAGGAUGUUGGUCAUGUGAUGCCAGGAGGAAUGAUGUGCAUAGUAAAGCCGGAUGGCUCUCCGCAGCUGUGCAAGACAGAUGAGAUUGGUGAAAUCUGUGUUAGCUCCAGAACAGGAGGGAUGAUGUAUUAUGGGCUGAGUGGAGUAACUAAAAACACAUUUGAGGUUAUCCCGGUGAAUUCAGCUGGCUCUCCUGUGGGCGAUGUGCCAUUUGUGCGCUCUGGCUUGCUGGGUUUUGUCGGACCAGGAAGCCUGGUGUUUGUUGUUGGGAAAAUAGAUGGGAUGCUGAUUGUUAGUGGACGCAGACAUAAUGCUGAUGACAUCGUGGCCACUGGACUGGCAGUUGAAUCUAUAAAAACAGUUUACAGAGGAAGGAUUGCAGUGUUCUCUGUGACUGUGUUCUACGAUGAGAGAAUUGUGGUGGUGGCUGAGCAGCGACCAGAUGCUUCUGAAGAGGACAGUUUCCAAUGGAUGAGUCGUGUGCUGCAGGCAAUUGACAGCAUUCAUCAAGUGGGAGUAUAUUGCCUCGCUCUCGUUCCAGCCAAUACUUUGCCAAAAACUCCUCUGGGAGGGAUCCAUAUAUCUCAGACCAAACAGCACUUCCUAGAGGGGUCACUGCACCCGUGCAACAUUCUCAUGUGCCCACACACAUGUGUAACCAAUUUGCCAAAACCCAGGCAAAAACAACCAGGUGUCGGCCCUGCCUCUGUGAUGGUGGGAAAUCUGGUUGCAGGGAAGCGCAUUGCACAGGCUUCUGGGAGGGACCUUGGACAGAUAGAAGAGAAUGACUUGGUGAGAAAGCAUCAGUUCCUGUCUGAGGUACUCCAGUGGAGAGCACAAGCAACGCCUGAGCACAUGCUCUUCCUCCUACUCAAUGCCAAGGGGGCUCCUGUGUGUACAGCCACCUGCCUGCAGCUGCAUAAGCGAGCUGAGCGAAUCGCAUCGAUUCUGUUUGAAAAGGGACACCUCAAUGCUGGUGAUAAUGUGGUGCUGCUCUAUCCUCCUGGCAUUGAGCUCAUUGCAGCAUUCUAUGGCUGCCUGUAUGCUGGCUGCAUCCCAGUGACUGUCCGGCCUCCACACGCUCAGAACCUCACUGCCACUUUGCCCACCGUACGGAUGAUUGUAGAUGUCAGCAAAGCUGCCUGUAUUCUUACAAGUCAGAUCUUGAUGAGGCUUCUGAGAUCCAGAGAAGCGGCAACUGCUGUUGAUGUGAAAACCUGGCCAACCAUAAUUGACACAGAUGACUUGCCCAGGAAGCGGCUACCUCAGGCCUACAAACCACCAACUCCAGAAAUGUUGGCAUACCUGGAUUUCAGUGUUUCUACAACUGGGAUGCUUACAGGAGUAAAGAUGUCCCAUGCAGCAGUCAGCGCCCUCUGUAGAGCCAUAAAACUCCAGUGUGAACUGUACUCCACACGGCAGAUUGCCAUCUGUCUCGAUCCCUACUGCGGCCUCGGCUUUGCACUUUGGUGCCUUUGCAGUGUGUAUUCGGGUCACCAGUCCAUCUUAAUUCCUCCUAUGGAGUUGGAGUCCAACCUUUUCCUGUGGCUGUCCACUGUUAGCCAGUAUAAAAUACGGGACACUUUCUGUUCCUACUCGGUCAUGGAUAUGUGUACAAAAGGCCUUGGGAAUCAGGUUGAUGUAUUAAAGGCAAGAGGUAUUAACCUGUCAGGUGUCCGGACUUGCGUGGUGGUGGCAGAGGAGCGCCCCCGAGUUGCUCUUACUCAGUCCUUCUCCAAGCUUUUCAAGGACAUUGGCCUCUCAUCUCGUGCAGUCAGCACCACCUUUGGGUCAAGAGUCAAUGUAGCUAUCUGUUUACAGGGAACCUCAGGGCCUGAUCCCACCACAGUGUAUGUGGAUCUGAAAUCCUUAAGACAUGACAGAGUGCGGCUUGUUGAAAGAGGUGCUCCCCAGAGCCUGCUGCUCUCCGAGUCAGGCAAGAUAUUGCCUGGGGUCAAAGUGAUCAUUGUUAAUCCUGAGACCAAAGGACCUGUUGGAGAUUCUCAUCUUGGAGAGAUCUGGGUGAACAGCCCCCACACUGCCAGUGGUUACUACACUAUUUAUGAUAGUGAAACCCUCCAAGCAGAUCAUUUCAACACACGCCUGAGCUUUGGUGAUGCUGCCCAGACUCUUUGGGCACGAACAGGGUACCUUGGCUUUGUACGCCGGACCGAGCUGACAGCAGCCAGUGGAGAACGCCAUGAUGCACUGUAUGUCGUAGGGGCACUGGAUGAGACUCUUGAACUACGGGGCUUGCGCUAUCACCCAAUUGACAUAGAGACCUCAGUUUCCCGGACACAUAGGAGCAUUGCUGAAUGUGCGGUGUUCACGUGGACCAACUUACUGGUGGUGGUUGUGGAGCUAUGUGGCUGUGAACAGGAGGCCCUUGAUCUUGUCCCUCUGGUUACCAAUGUGGUUCUUGAAGAACAUUAUCUGAUUGUGGGAGUUGUGGUAGUGGUCGAUCCUGGGGUGAUUCCCAUCAAUUCCAGAGGAGAGAAGCAACGCAUGCAUCUCCGUGACAGCUUCUUGGCUGACCACUUGGACCCCAUCUAUGUAGCAUAUAAUAUGUAAUGUUAGGAGUGCAGGUCACAGUACUGUUUACAGACCUUGCAAGGAUCAGUGAUGGCUGUGGAAAAGAAACAUCGGUUGACAAUGAAUGAUGAUUGUUGUGAAACUGGGCCCUGCUAUCCUUUCCUCUGUAUUUUCCUGGAUUUAUAACAGAAUGGAUUGAUCAAAAGGCAAAAGGUGGCAGUCAGUGAAGAACAUUUGUAUUGCAGGGUGUUAGCUUUAUGGACAAUGGAAAGAUGACCUGCAUGAGAAACAAAUUACUAAGGCCUUUACUGUAGUGUUAACUUUUUCAUCUGUUGUAUAUAUUUGUAUUUUUUUCUAAUACUGUUUUAGGAUUCUAUGGGGGGAGGUUAUUUAGUUUAGAUGGCAGUCUGUAAGAACAAGGUCAUGAGAGUCCUUCUCAUUCCCCAGUAAACAAUGUGCUUUGCAACUGUAAAGUAGUUUCCUUCUGUAGCGUUCUGUUAAUAUGGGAUCACACUGCUUACUUAAAAUUGUGCCAUGACCAAAUCCAAUAAUCCACUGAACUAAAGAAUUACUUACUCAUAUAGAUAUUCCAUGAAUUUUAAGGGGGGAAAUGCCUAUAUUUUAAAUAUGUAAAUAUUAAUAUGCAUAAUGCAUUUAUUUAGAAAAUUGGCUCAGAUAAUGCCAUCAUAUGAGGUAGACAUCAUUUAAGGACUUCAACAAAUUCAUUAAAAUAAAUUAUGUUUUUGUUAGGCUAUUAAUGCAAGAAAUGCAGAACAUAGGUUUAUAUGUUCAGUUUCUACUGUUUUGUUGCUGGCCAGAGUAUGUCAUAGCAUGUAGAAACCUAUUUUACAGGCAGAUGUGUAUAAAAGAGGCUGAGGUCCAUAAGCUUUAAAAGCAUUUUAAAAACAAAGAGAAGAAAAAAUAUCUCUGGAAUGUUUAAUGUAAUCUGCUCAGCCUCUGCUUAUCCUUGUCAAAUAGCAUGUAGGCAGGAGGACACCAAGUAACCAGUUACAGUGUGUCAUGAUUCCCUCCUUUCCUGAUCAUGCACAGUAAUGGAUGCAGAUGCACAGAGAGACUUAUGUGUAAACUGGAAAAAUAGCCCUGCCAUUACCUUAAGGCUCUUGCUGCUUUCUGGGUGGGACUUGUUACAGCCAAGCAAGAGCUAUUGCAGAAUGUCUUCGAAGCAAGGACAGUGCACUUCUGUUGAAAGCAUGGAGAAAUACCUCUCCAAGAGUAUUGACAAAAAAGUGGAUGCCUUAAAAUGUGUUGGAAUCACCCUUGUCUGGGUUUACAGUCCCCUGUUCCCACUGGGCUGGGGAGGAGAAGCAACAUUUCAACUUUUGAUUUAGAUCAUCGUUUUUCUGGUUGCACCCUUUGAUCCUUCUCCCACCCUUACUCUUAUGUUAUUUGUUAAAGAACACUGAAAGCUGAUGCCAGAAAUGGUGACAACUCUUCUUGGGCCAUUUGUGGUCUAUUGUGUAAAUAGUUAGAAUAUUUUAAUAAUCUGUUUACCCACCCUGUAACAAAGUUAAUGGUUUUUAGACAUUUUUAAGAGAGAUAUAAAUAUAAACUUGGAUUAAAUCUCGAACUUACAGCAGCUAUAUUAAGUGCAGCUCUAUCCCUUAAUUCAAAACAAAUUCCAAACAUAUACUUGAAACUCUUUCUGUACAAACUUUCAAACUUUUUUUUAAUGGCUUGACAUAUUGAUAUUUAGACUGCUUUUAAAUAUGUUGACAAAAUAUGUAAAGUUCCUUCUCUGGUCAUACAUAAAGAUAUUGGGAUAUAUUCUGAAACAAAUAAUCAUAGCAAAACUAGGUGGAGGGAGGUCCAUUGCUUCAAAUGGUUGAAAUAUUAACCACUGACUCUUAUAGUGGAGACAGUGUUAAUAUUUUGCAUUAUCAGUAUUUCCACAGUGUGGUGCUGCUACAUAGAUGAAAAGCCCUCCAUGCUGAUACCCUGUUAGCAUGUCAUUUGCAGUGGUGGUUAGGGGAAUGCACACACAAAGGAGUUGCUGACAUUCAGCAUGUGCACAGCAUAGUACAGAUAGGCUUCAGCAUAUAAAUGUCCAGCACACUUCAGCCCUUAUGGAGUAUAGCAUGUUCCUCUGCCAAUAUCCAUGGCAGUGUUUUCUCCACCAACGUGAUAUCUUCCACACCCACUAUACAUUCUCCCCAUAUGUAGGAUGAUAGAAAUCUUGUGUGCAGUACAGAGAAACGUCCUGGCGUGACAUUUUUAGAACUUCUAUCUGGAAGACUUGUAUUGUAUUCUAAAUACAGCAGAAAGAAAUCAUUCUGGUCUCUAAAUACACCAUUUCCUCUUGAUUCAAUGUUUAAGCAAUUUCUUUCUGAUUAAGUGUGUGAUUUUAAUGCAGAGUGUUAUCUUUCCAAAAGCCCUUACAGUCAAACCUAUGGUGAUUUUAAUGUACUUUUUAGGCUUGGGACCUCCUCAGUGCUGCACAAUUGUUUGCCUUCAGGUAGCUUAUAUAAAAUGGCUGAGAUUCCAAAGGAAUGACUGUGGAAUUGGUGUCACCUUUACCUGAGCUCUGACACUGAUUUGCUCUGUGUGGCUUUGGGUAUGUUGCUCCAUGUUCUCCAUCAGUACAUGAGAUAAUCCAGCUUUCAAAUGGACUUCAGUAAGGAUGUUGUUCCCCAUAAGUUUUGCUAAGUGAUCUAUCUGGAGCUAGCUUGCCCUUUCCUCUGCCACAUGAACCACCUAUAUGGUGGUGGUGGUCUUUAAUGAAUCCAAAGGAGCAGAGUCAGUAUCUCCAGCCCUGUUUGUUUGGAUUUUAGUUUAGUUCAGAUGAUACUGAGCCUAGGUUUCCAACAGUGUCUAUUGUUAUGAAGCCAUUUGGAGCGGCUGUUAUCACAAGAAUCCGUUUACUACUAUGAAAACCUAAUUGAACAACAAAAACAUCUUUCACUUAUUGCUUUCACAGAACUUCUGCUCUUGUUAAGUAUGUUUGUUACUGUACCCAUAACACCAGCCCUGUUCAUGUAUAUUGCUUUUUAAAAUUUCAAUAGAUACUGUAGUCAAGAAUGAUGGGCAAUGCUGAACUAUGCUGGAGAUAUGGUUGUAAAAACAAUAGGUUCAUUGACUUUAGCCCUGAAGGCAUUUUUUCCUUUUGUUAAUGUCAAUACGUUUACCAUUGUCAGAUUCAAAUUACAACAGUGUAAUUAUGUAUAAAGUUUUUUAUUUAUUUGAAAUUAGGUUUUAGAUAUACUUUUUUUUUUAAUUUUAACAUCUGGCUGGACAGUGUUCCAUUAACGCAUUGAUUGUGUCUCCUUUGUCUUGUGUUAAUAAAUAAUGAUUCCUGA
Messenger RNA from Hemicordylus capensis (graceful crag lizard), 8027 nucleotides. It is a transcript of the gene DIP2B, whose product is annotated as disco interacting protein 2 homolog B. The coding region runs from base 31 to 4752 and encodes 1573 amino acids. NCBI's taxonomy places the organism in Eukaryota, Metazoa, Chordata, Lepidosauria, Squamata, Cordylidae. The transcript is spliced from 38 exons. The record is from RefSeq and is a predicted model, not a curated record.